GUCAGUCCACUCCGAGACGCCGCCCGCGCCGCACCGCCCAAUGUCGCCCGCCUCACGCUCGCGAGUCAAACUCAAAUAACUACAACAAUUUUCCCAACAACAAUUCCACAACAACAAUUCCCGACAGCAAUUAGGCAACGACAAAAUUUGCAACAACAAAGUGACAAACUUUUAAAUAACAAAUGGGAUAAAAACUGAUUCAGAACAUUGUAGUGUGUGAUUAUUUAUUUUGUGAAUUUGUGUGAUAUUAAUUUUAAGUUAGACUAAGUGAUGGAGGAACAAGCGGAGAGUAAGGAGAGACUGCAGCGGGCGCCCUUCGAGACCGCCCUGCAUCACGCCGGUUACGGCUGCUUCCAAUGGCUGCUGCUUAUGUCAUGUGGUGCGGUGUACGCCGUAUGCGCGCUCAGUACCACCACCCUCAGCUUCGUGCUGCCCGCCGCCGAGUGUGACUUCAAUCUCUCCUCCAGUGACAAGGGAAGACUUACCGCCACGCCGCUUAUUGGUAUGUGUGUCGGCUCCUACUUCUGGGGCAACCUAGCAGACGCGCGAGGUCGUCGGAAGGCAAUAAUCGGGGCCCUGCUGCUGGAUGCCUUAGCCGCAUUCUUCUCCAGUCUUGUGCAGUCUUUUCCCGCCUUUUUAGCAUGCAGAUUUUUCUCCGGCUUCGGUAUAAUCGGUGCUACUGGACUGGUUUUUCCAUACUUUGGGGAUUUUCUCUCACUCAGGCACCGAGAUGUGAUGCUGUGCAGGCUAGAAGUGUUUUGGACGUUUGGCACAAUAUUACUGCCAGGAAUUGCAUGGGUAAUCAUACAAGACUCGAGGUUCAAUUUCACGGAGCCGGGAGCGGAUUUCCAGUACACGUCGUGGCGUGUGUUCGUAGCGGCUUGUGGUAUUCCCAGUCUGCUGGUAGUACUGCUGCUGCUGCCUUUCCCCGAGAGCCCCAGAUACCUGCUCCACGCGAACAAGUUAGACCAGGCGCUGCAGGUCCUGCAGAGGAUAUUCGUAGUCAAUACGAGGCUAACUGAGAAAGAUUUUCCAGUAGAAUCAAUGAUGGCCGCCGUGGACGGCGAGGAGGAGGAGAUAGUGUGUGCAGACACAAACGGCAACGAGACCAAGACGCCGCUGACAUGGAACCAGCGGUGGCGGAACUUCUGGAGCCGGAAGAAAAUGCUCGUCACCCCACCGUAUAUUGGACUUCUAGUGCUAUGCUGUUUUGUAGAUUUUGGUUUGAUGUUUAGUUACUACACGUUGAUGAUGUGGUUCCCUGAUCUGUUUGAGAGGUACAGUCAGUUCUCGUCCAUGUACCCGGAGGUUGCUGCUGGGGUCUGUGAAGUGUCUGCAACUGUCACCAAGACUUUGGAAGAGGGCAAGAAUGUCUGUCCGCAAAGUAUAGAUGACGCGGUGUAUAUCCAUACGCUAGUGGUUGCACUGAGUUGUGUACCAACAGCUCUGUUUGUUGGUCUCGCCAUUAACAUGGUGGGAAAGAAACUCAUGUUAGUUAUAAUGUUAAUAAGUUCCGGGCUGGCUGCGCUAGGCCUGAACUUGGUGCGGUCUUCGCUGGAGAACCUGAUAUUGUCUUGCCUGUUUGAAGCCAUCGUCAGUUGUACUGAAGCGGUGCUCUUCUGUCAGAUUUGCGAGAUCUUCCCUACUAAAGUAGCGGCUACCGCCAUGGCAGUAACAGUGAUGUGCGGUAGGAUAGGCGCUAUAGUAGGCAAUGUCAUCUUCGGCGCCCUCGUUGACGAGUAUUGUGUGGUGCCCAUAUACAUGUUCGGCUGUCUGCUUAUUACGAGCGGACUUCUGUGUAUUAUUCUACCAAAGAGCACGCGGCCGGCGCGACCGCAGUGAUACGCUAUGUAUAAAAUAUAUUUUUGUAUGUAUAUUAUUAAAUAAAUUAGCUAAAGUAAGCACUAUUGUAA
Aricia agestis (brown argus) is the source of this 1913-nucleotide messenger RNA. Its product is annotated as synaptic vesicle glycoprotein 2B-like. Gene Ontology annotation, cellular component: membrane. Bases 271 to 1842 code for a protein of 523 amino acids. Gene Ontology annotation, molecular function: transmembrane transporter activity. NCBI's taxonomy places the organism in Eukaryota, Metazoa, Arthropoda, Insecta, Lepidoptera, Lycaenidae. The record is from RefSeq and is a predicted model, not a curated record. The transcript is spliced from 12 exons. Gene Ontology annotation, biological process: transmembrane transport.